AUGGCAGGGCGCACCCACACGGUCGUGGAUAGCAGCGAUGGCAGCGAUGGCAGCGAUGGGAGUGCUAGUAGUGAUGGGAAUGUUGGGAGUGCGAGUGCAAGCACAGGGGGCGGUGACGCGAUGAGCAGGCAGAGCAGCAUGAGUGAGGCGCACAGCGGCCUGCUCGCCCCCCUCUCGCCCUCCACGCCCACCACGCCCAGCCCCAGCCCAAGUCCGAGUAGUGUGUUUUGGGGAAGCAGCAGGGCGAGAGCGCGUGGGGUCACGGGUGAGGGGAAGGGCAGUGGCGCGGUGGUGCAGGGCAGGGAAGGACCAGAAGCACAUGGGGCUGAUGUGCUCAUGGCAGCACCAUCGCUGGCACAUGCUGCUGGGGCAGUGGCAGCAGGUCGUGCUGACGGGGAUGGCAGCGGGGCAAGGGGGGGUGGCAAGGAGAUAUUUGUGGUGUCGGACGGCACGGCGUGGGCGGCAGACAGGGCGGUGGGGGCGGCAGUGGGGCUGCUGAACUGCGGGGUGGGAGACGGCCGAUGCUCCGUGCACACCAGGCUCUAUUCGCAGGGGGGCAAAUGCGCUGAUGUGCGAGCCAGGGGACGUGGCAGUGGGGCGGCUGGCAUGUGCAGGUGGAUAAACUGGCCUGCUCUCCUCUUUCCUCCCUCUCGCCCCACCCCUCAGGUCACAGACACGGCGUCUCUCCUCGCUAUCAUCCACAUGGCUGCAUCAAGCGGUGCACUCCUCGUGCACUCGCUCGCCGACCCUGCUCUGCGCCACACCGCCACGCACACAGCAGCGGCGCUGCACGUGGCAGCAGUGGACCUACUGGGGCCGCUGCUGACGGCUGUGGGGGAGCAUAUGGGCGUGGAUGCAGUGGGUACGGGGCAAGGCGCAGGGGGCAAGCGUGUGGGGGAGCUGGGCGAGGAGUAUUUCCGGCGCAUCGAGGCGGUGGAGUUCACCAUCCGGUGUGUCUCGCUCGCCCCCCCUGCUUGCUUGCUGCUUGCUGCUCCCCUGUGCUUCCUCCUGUGUGUCUCGCUCUCUACCGUGUCUGCACCUGCUGUGCCACGUCUCACAGCAAAUCAUCAGCACCUCCCGUGCAGUGUAGUGCAGGGCAGGCACCUUGGCAGUGUGCAAGCCAAGGCGCUGCAGCUGCUGUUGUGCGCCUCUGCUCUUACCACUCACUGCACUCGCCUCCCUGUGUGUGCGCCUCUGCUCCCCUGUGUGUGCGCCUCUGCUCCCCUGUGUGUGCGCCUCUGCUCCCCUGUGUGUGCGCCUCUGCUCCCCUGUGUGUGCGCCUCUGCUCCCCUGUGUGUGCGCCUCUGCUCCCCUGUGUGUGCGCCUCUGCUCCCCUGUGUGUGCGCCUCUGCUCCCCUGUGUGUGCGCCUCUGCUCCCCUGUGUGUGCGCCUCUGCUCCCCUGUGUGUGCGCCUCUGCUCCCCUGUGUGUGCGCCUCUGCUCCCCUGUGUGUGCGCCUCUGCUCCCCUGUGUGUGCGCCUCUGCUCCCCUGCAGGACGAUGGAGCCCUGCCGCGGAACCUGGGGCAGGCGGACAUCAUUCUCGUGGGCGUGUCCCGCACCGGCAAGACCCCGCUCUCCAUGCACCUUGCGCACAUGGGCUAUAAGGUGGCGAAUGUGCCGCUGGUGCCGGGGGUGGCGCCACCAGCAGAGCUGCUGCAGGCAGACCACGUGGACCAGCGCCGCGUCUUCGCCCUCACCAUCGCCGCUCCCACUCUCGCCGCCAUCCGCUGCACACGCUACCAGCGCCUGGGCUUGCUGCCGCAGCAGCCGCACCGCGGCGCAGGGAGGGAGAGGUCCGCGUGGGGAAGAGGGGAGAGGGGGGCGGCGUAUGGAGAGGGCAUGGGAGGGGGAGGGAGGUACUGCAGUGCGGAGCAUGUGAGGGGCGAGCUGGAGGCGGCUGAUGACCUCUUUUCCCUGCACCCCCUCUGGCCCCUCAUUGGUAUGCUCCACCCCAUGCUGCUUGUAGGCCGCAACACUCCUUAUGCUCUUAUCUCUCGCCGCAUUCUUCUCUGCGGAUAG
This is a messenger RNA of Closterium sp. NIES-65, 2019 nucleotides long. The record is from the annotation of a GenBank genome assembly. NCBI's taxonomy places the organism in Eukaryota, Viridiplantae, Streptophyta, Zygnematophyceae, Desmidiales, Closteriaceae.